Molecule: messenger RNA, 882 nt
Organism: Onychostoma macrolepis
Lineage: Eukaryota; Metazoa; Chordata; Actinopteri; Cypriniformes; Cyprinidae
Product: zinc finger BED domain-containing protein 4-like
Exons: 2
Coding region: 412-882 (156 amino acids)
Molecular function (GO): protein dimerization activity
Source: RefSeq, a predicted model, not a curated record
AGCACUUUCGGUAUUCGGCCGAAUAAGUAAAAAGGCCGAAUAAAUUUUGCCGAACAAUGACGUUUUUAAUGACGCGAUCAAAUAGUAACCCGCGUAGAGUGAGAGGCGCGCGCUUUAUGCAGCAAACAUGUCAGCAGUGUGGAAGCACUUUAAAGUGUCAGAGAAAGAGGCAAAAACGGCCGUUUGCAGACACUGUUCUGCUGAAUUGUCCAGAGGGGGUGCAUCUGCAAAAACGUACAGCACUUCAAGUUUAAUUUAUCACUUAAAAUCAAGACACCCCGAACAUCAUGCAGAGUACGAGAAAGACACGGCGGCGGCUACUCAGAACCCCUGUACUGCAUCGCUACUGUGCUUGAUCCACGAUAUAAAGAUCAUUACUUGGAUGUGGGGAAAAAGCUGCGCACACGAGAAAUGAUCCAGGCCGAGUUGGAUUUGGGAAAGCCGCUAGGUGAUGGAGACGCUCAGGUGAUGCACAGCGCAGGAGAUGAAAACAGCGCAGAGAGUAAACGCGCUCGUACUACAGAUGAGCCGCGCACAGUCUCGCUGUCUGACAUGUUCGAUGAGAUCCUCCAAGAAAAUAACCCAUUUGCAAGACAGAGGACAAGCUCAACCGCUCAACAGUUAGAUGGUUAUCUCUCAGAAGUCCCCAUCCCGAGGAGCAAUAACCCUCUCGAAUUUUGGAGGACCAAUCAAGGCCGCUUUCCCGACCUGGCGCAGAUGGCACGCAGGUACUUGUCUGCUCCAUGCACAAGCACCGACAGCGAGAGACUGUUUAGUGCUGCAUCUCAUGUCAUCGAUGAGAAGAGGAACCGACUUUCAUGUGAGAAAGCAGAGAAGCUAUUUUUCAUAAAGAAGAACCUGCCACUUUUCCUGAAGAAGUAG